UCUCAAGCUUCCAUCAUUGAAAUGGCAUCAAAAGACCCUCUUGCUUGGAUAGACUGCGAAAUGACUGGGCUUGACCCUGAAAAUGACUCCAUCAUGUCUAUUGCAUGCUUUAUAACUGACAGCGAUCUCAAUAUCCUCGACGACAUUGGCUUUGAGGUUGUCAUCCAUCAUAGCGAAGAGCAGCUUGGUCGGAUGGGGGAGUGGUGCACGAAGCAUCACGCCAACUCUGGAUUGACGAUAGCUUGCACCACCUCCACAACCACCCCGGCUGAGGCAGCCUCAGGAUUACUCCAAUACAUCCAGAAACACGUUCCAAAGGCCCGAACCGCUCUAUUAGCUGGAAACUCAGUCCAUGCUGAUAAGUCUUUUCUGGUCAAACAGCCGUACAAACCUGUCAUUGAUUAUCUUCAUUAUCGGAUUUUGGACGUUAGUAGCAUUAAGGAAGCUGCGAGAAGAUGGGCCCCCACCGAGAUUCUAAAUAAAGCGCCAAGGAAGAAGAUGUUACACGAGGCGCGAGAAGAUAUUUUGGAAAGUAUUCGGGAGGCCAGAUUCUAUCGUAAGGCGUUCUUCGUGUUAGACUCAUGAAACCGAAGGGUCACUAAAAUGCC
Messenger RNA from Lindgomyces ingoldianus, 608 nucleotides. Its product is annotated as ribonuclease H-like protein. The transcript is spliced from 2 exons. The record is from RefSeq and is a predicted model, not a curated record. Gene Ontology annotation, molecular function: nucleic acid binding; 3'-5'-RNA exonuclease activity. Lineage: Eukaryota; Fungi; Ascomycota; Dothideomycetes; Pleosporales; Lindgomycetaceae. Gene Ontology annotation, cellular component: mitochondrion. Bases 22 to 585 code for a protein of 187 amino acids.